AGAGUGCCUCAAUAGAGUGAAAUAGAUAGAGUAAAAAAGAGAAAAUUUCACUAUCAGAGUGAAUUUUACUAAUUUUUCACUACCGUAUUUAAAGAAUGAUAUUCACUCAUUUAAGAGCGAAUUUUCACUCGAGAAAGAGUGAAAUUGUAGUGAUCACUGUACACACUGUUUAGAGUGAGAUUCACUGUUAAAAUUAAGGGAAUAUUCCUUUGCAUAUGCAGCAUCUUUAUUUCAUUGGAUAUAUGCUGUAAGUGUACAUAACAAAAUUCACGAUCUGUCGACCUUGUAUAGACACCUAGAUCACAUUUAUUUGAAAUUCGAUUAAAUAUUAAUAUUCAUAUUCCACGUUGCAGUUAUAACGUUGCAGUUGCAAACCAUCACCAUCAUCAUCAAUGGCAAAUCUAGGAAUUCGAGAUAGAAGUAGUAGUAGAGAGACAUUUACAGAUUAAACCACCCCACCAUGGUUGAGGCCGAUUUACAAAUAUCUAUGAAAGGUAGAUCGCGACAUAAUGUUCGGAGGAACUCUCAGAAUUAAAUACUUUAAUAGUGGAUAUCUCCCUCCACCCCUUUUUCAAAUACUUAUUGGGGGAAGGGGCUGGGUCGGUUAUCCCAUCUUUAAUUCUCCCCUGAUUAUCAUUGUGUUAUAGUAGAAGGCCGGAAAAUUCGUAUGGAAAUUGCGAAUAUGGUACGUCACUGAAAACAAAUCUUGCACACACCGCCCUCUAUCUUAAACUAACAGAUAUAUCUAAUAGGAAGAUUCGCAUACGCAUAAGCGGCAAUAAUAGUCCCAGUGGAAAAACUGAUACAGCGUUUAUUCCACUUACGUGGGCAUACAGUUCUUCAAUGUUAUGAUCGCUACAAGAGGCAUUCGACCGUGACGAAGCAUUGUCCAGAAGAUAGUCAGUCUUGUUUUUUUAACUAAAUCCCCCACUUCUGAAGUAGAUGUAGAAAUUAUUCAAGUGUUGCUGUUAUCUUUGUACUAUCGCAUAUGGUUUUCGUUGUAAUGCUUUAGCUACUUUUACCGUGCGUCUGGACUAUAUGUACACCGUUAAAGUGCAUUCUAGUGAAUUUAAUUAUACAAUCGGAACCCAACAUCUAAACAUAUAGGAUUGUUCAAUGUGAGAUAUGUCAUCGGAAUUAGAGUUGAUGUUUGUAUAUUGAAAAGAUAUCAAGAAAAUGGGACAAUGCUGUUGCUGUUGUUAUUACAUUCCUCGUCAUCAGGCUUUAAGCGAAACAGAUUCAUUCGCCACUUUAACAUCGUCCACGGGAAGUAACACGCAAAAGAAUCCACUGUCAGAUACAAAGAAAAGCGAACGAGUAUGGUUCUGGGUGUCGAAGGCCGACACCACAGAAGAUAAGAAGGCUCCACCAACAUCAGAAAGUGGCGAAUCGACAACAUCGCAAGAAGAUGCUGUUCCCGCCAUCACAUUAACACAUUCUCCGAACAUAUCGCCUCUUAUGGACAGAAGGCGUUCAAGUUUUGUCACCCCACAAUUCCCACUUGGCACCUUACGUCCGGAGCUGUACCCUAGCGACGACGUCAAAUCUGAUGGAAAGCGUUCUAAGUCUUUUUCUGGGGGAAGCAUAGAUGAAUUCACCGAAACGUACGGGUCCAUGACGUUCGCCAUCAGAUAUAGCAAGGCUUCACAUAGAAUGGUUGUACAUCUACAGCAAGUUUCUGAUCUCCCAGCGAAGGGACAUGGCGACACGGCAUACGAUACAGUCGUUUCGGCGUGCAUCUUACCAGACGAAAAAUUCACAAGCGAAUCGAGUGUAGUUCAUAAAACAUUAAGUCCCCAAUAUGACGAAGAGAUUGACUUCCCUUUGGAUAUGAAGAAAUCGUUAGAAAAACAAGCACUUCGCAUGUCCGUCUACGACGCCGUACGUCGCCACAAGUAUAACGUCGUGGGUCACGUGAUCGUUCCUUUUACGCAAUGUGACUUCGGAGGGCAUCCAAAAACUUUUAAAAAGGCAAUAAAAAAACGAUCAAUGAUAACUCAACAUUUGGGUCGUUUGAUGUUGACAUUAGCGUACCUACCAUCCAAUGAACGAUUGUCUGUAGUUAUACUACGAGCUAACGGGUUACAGGGUAAAGAAAAGGAAUCUAAAGAACUUCAAUCGUUGGAAACGUAUGUAAAAGUAUCUCUCAUGGUAGGCGAGAACAAGGUUAAAUCUCGUCAUACAAACGUUUCAACCGGAGCAAGUCCGAUUUUUACAGAAUCGCUGACGUUUGUAGUUCCCAGUGAAUAUAUAAGCGACGCAUGUCUUGUAAUACAAGUUCUGCAGAAGGGACAUUUUAAGAGAGAUGAUACGAUUGGUAGGUUGAUUCUAGGACCGUACAUGUACACAGAUGGUCGGAAUUUAAGCCAUUGGGGCAGAAUGGUCAGCCAUCGUGAAGCAACCAAAAAGUGGCAUGAUUUAUACUUAUAAACAUUUUGAAAAAAAAAGUUGAUGUUUUGUGAUUUUUUUUAGACACUGCCACAUAACAGCUGCUAUUACUAUUGCAAAUAUUUUGUGCUUCUCAAAUUUAGUUGGCACAACUGACAAAUAUAUUUUUCGAGUUAAAGAAAUGGAAUUACGCCAAUUGGUAUUAUAUGAUCACUGAGUGAUAUUGACAUUUUUUCUCCGUAUCCAAUAUAGACCUAACAGGUUUGGCUUUGUAUCUACUGUAUUAUAACUCUCUAUAGCUAUUGCUUAAUGAAGCUUUCUAGUAUCAGUGAUGUUCGCGUCGUGAAAUUCACAUGUGGAUAUUUAUCGAAUGUGCGUUUUGUGUUUGUCACCACUUGGACCUAAAGGCAACUUGAUAGUAGGUCUAUACGUGUAAAAGGACUACAGUAUAUGUAACCGGUCUCUCCGGCACCUCGCUUCCACCACGGGGAACUAAUGUACAAUUGAAGCUGCGACUUACGUUAUGCAAGACUACACCGACAUGUGUACAGGUUCAGGCCCAUAGCUCUUCGCCUGUUCUAUAGAAACAACCUAUGCGAUGAAAACAAAAAAAAAUCACUCAUGUUUUGUAAUAUAUAAUCUUUAUAUGUAGCUUAAAGAAAGUAAUAGUAGGAUCGGAGGACUAGCAACAACAUUGUGCUGAAUUAUUGCGUAUGGGCGUGCGUAGCCAAAGAGAAGGGGUAAGUAACUUCAUGUUCAGGUAGGGGCUGACAUAAACCUAGACAUCGGAGUCCUCCUACACUUCUGAAAUAUGCAAUGAGCUUUUUAAAUUGCACACGAGCCAGAUGUGUACUUUUAGACCUCCGGUUCCAAGUCCUUAUUCGAGUUCAACCAACCUAACCAAUCCGGAAAUGAGCGAUUUGAACCAGUGCCGAUAUUAAGGCUAUAAGUUAACGACGCCCCUGCUUUACCACUCAAAAACUUCCAAGCAGAUGUUAUUUGUCGUAAGCCGUCUAUAGCAUUCUUGCCAUCUUGAACAUCGACAUUGGUCGAGCUAGAUAGUUUCUUUAACUCGACAAAACCUAAUAAAAGAUUUAAUGAGAUUUGGAAAAUUUACAAGCCAGAACUUAUUGGCAAUAUAUUGCGACAAUGAAUAGACGUGGCUAAUCCAAACCUGCACACAGAGUUUCAUUUACUGUUACGUGUUUAACACUCUAAACAACGACUUAGUCACUGUCUAAAUAUUGCUAGGCCCAAUUACACUGUACUUACCUUGUUUAAUAGAUGCAACCUGUUAUUAUCCUAUGCUGGUAAACAGUGAUCUACUCUGUUUCUGAAUUCCUCCUGUCUCCUCUUGUUUUCUGGGCUAGCAGUAUAUUUUAUUUAGAUAUAGGUUGUACGCCUAUUGUUUUCUUGUUAUUAUGUACUUGGGAAACAGCGUUCUGAUGUCUUAUGGGACGCCAUAGUGAGCACGUAUGAUUACUAUUACAGUAUACUGUAUCACAGACCCUAUACUGGUAUAGGGUCUGUGACUGUAUAUUGUUAUUGGAGACGGCUGCCGGACACGGUGGUAUAUCUUAUUUUUUUCCUUUUCUGUAAAACGUAACUUUAUUUUUAUUAAUUGGUGCAGAUAAUUAUAUUCUGUAAUUACUAAAUUAUUACGCAUACAAACGUGUUUAUGAUAUGAAAUUCAGACGGUGUUGUGGGAUAUUCAUUAAUAUUAAUUGAUUCUGAAAAAAUAUCUAGCGCCACCAAUCGAUUACGAUACUUAAUAUCGCAAAUAAUGCUUAAGAUGGCUUUUGAAAAAAGCGCUGCACAUACGACCGAAUGAUGUGAUUACGCCUGGUCAGCAAUUUUGCUUAACUCACGCAAGUACCGUAAACAACAUGUAGCAAAACCUGCUCAUUAAAACAGUUCAAACGGGAGAACUCGAAUCAAUACAAACGUGCCUUAUAUCUAUAAUCUAUCUGUAAUCAGACACGUUUCAAAGACGUACAGUAUCGACACUAUUUAUUAAAAACAUUUUGUUAUAAUAUGUGAUAUGGCAUUUGUUAAUUACAAAAAAAAAA
Messenger RNA from Anneissia japonica, 4457 nucleotides. RefSeq names its product synaptotagmin-15-like. Gene Ontology annotation, biological process: cellular response to calcium ion; regulation of dopamine secretion; regulation of calcium ion-dependent exocytosis. Lineage: Eukaryota; Metazoa; Echinodermata; Crinoidea; Comatulida; Comatulidae. The transcript is spliced from 7 exons. Gene Ontology annotation, cellular component: membrane. The record is from RefSeq and is a predicted model, not a curated record. Gene Ontology annotation, molecular function: phosphatidylserine binding; clathrin binding; calcium-dependent phospholipid binding. The coding region runs from base 1177 to 2430 and encodes 417 amino acids.